UUAAAAAAGGUGUCCUCACAAUAGACUUUAAGGACAAAGUUGUACACUCUAAAAUUAAUAUUUUAAUAAUUACCACCCAUCAUGCCUUAAAAAAAACAUUACUAACAAAAAACAUUUUAUUUUAUAAAUUAAUAUUACAACAAAUUCAAGUUAUUAAUAAUAUAGGACACGCGUAGACCAAGCAAGACCUAGUAAGCCUAUAUAUGUAGAGCCAUACCCUUUUUCAAACCAAAACACUACAAAGUACAAACUAUUUUAAAAAAAAUGGCAAAGAAUAACGAUAUCAAUCUGGAUUUGAGUCUAAGCCAAUAUGUAGAAGAUGAUCCUUGGGUUCUAACGAAGAAGCUAAGUGACUCUGAUCUUUGCUACAGGGCUCAGCUCUAUUUACCAAAACAAGAGAUGGAACAAUUUAUACUUCCGGAGAUGGAAAAUGAUCUUGUCCGGAAAUUGGGAGCUGGCGUUGAGAUCAAACUCAGAGAUAUUGACAAUGUUAGCGACGAUUCUUACACCGUAAGACUUAAAGUACGCAACGGCCAGUAUUAUCUCGAAAAAGGAUGGCGCCUCAUAAAAAAUGAUAAGUGUUUAAAAACAGGAGAUCAUAUUGGACUCUUUUGGGAUAAGUUGACAGGAGAAUUCAAGUUCAAGCAUUCCGAAUCACAAUCCAUCGUGAAGCGGGUACUAAUUCGACACAGAAGAACAAAUUAAAGGAGAAAUAAAUACACACAAGUAUAACACAAACCAUCACAAAUGUAAGAGAAAUGUGUAUAAGUAAUCUUAAAGUAUAUAUAUUGGGGAAGCGGUCGUGUUAUCCACUUAUCCUCGUAAAAACAGCACAAUGAUAGAAAACAAUUAUGCUUCUCUUUAUGAGUUAAUCUAUGAAUAGAAACCGAGCAAAUGAAAGAACGUAAUAAGUAAAUUAAAAGAAACAUGUACAUGUGAAAAAAAGUUUUUUUUUUUUUUAACGUAUGAAUUAUGAUCAGAAUCUAGAGCAUGCGAUAAGAAGUUAUUUUAAUAAAUAUGGAGGAGAACGAUGC
Messenger RNA from Arabidopsis lyrata subsp. lyrata, 1034 nucleotides. Its product is annotated as B3 domain-containing protein At1g10455. The record is from RefSeq and is a predicted model, not a curated record. The coding region runs from base 265 to 705 and encodes 146 amino acids. Gene Ontology annotation, molecular function: DNA binding. The transcript has a single exon. NCBI's taxonomy places the organism in Eukaryota, Viridiplantae, Streptophyta, Magnoliopsida, Brassicales, Brassicaceae.